Molecule: messenger RNA, 1279 nt
Organism: Punica granatum (pomegranate)
Lineage: Eukaryota; Viridiplantae; Streptophyta; Magnoliopsida; Myrtales; Lythraceae
Source: RefSeq, a predicted model, not a curated record
GCUUGCAACUUGCAACGCGGAUUCUCGUCCAUCUCUCUCCCCCCUCUCUAUACUCCCUAGGGCUUCGUUGGGUCUUCUCUCAGAGCUAAGCGAAGCGAAGGGCGGGCCGAGGAUCACCUCAUCUUGAUAUUCUUUUGCUGUUGUGGUAUGGAAAUUCGAUGCGCUUAGCCGUUCCUUGUUUACGUGCUGCGUCUUUACCGUUCCUGUUUCCUGCUUGGUAACCUGUGAGAUGAUUGUUGGGACGUCAAGUGCUUUUGCUUGAAGAUGUCGGAGGAACUGGAGCACCGCUGCUUUAUUGGUGGACUUGCAUGGUCCACGUCUGACAGAGGUCUAAAAGAUGCCUUUGAAAAGUUUGGCCAUCUUCUCGAGGCUAAGGUGGUGGUUGACAAGUAUUCAGGCCGCUCGCGUGGAUUUGGUUUUGUCACCUUUGAUGAGAAAAAAGCAAUGGAAGAAGCCAUUGAAGCUAUGAAUGGCUUGGAAUUAGAUGGGCGAAAUAUUAUUGUUGAGAAAGCACAGCCUAGCCAAGGUUCAGCAAGAGAAGAUCGGGACCGUGGCAGGGACCGCGAUCGCUAUGGCGGUGGGCGUGGAUCAAACGGUGGAGAUUGCUUCAAGUGCGGCAAGCCUGGACAUUUCGCCAGAGAGUGUCCUGAAGAAGGGGGCAGAGGAGGAGGCAGGUAUGGUGGAAGGGAUGAUAGAUAUGGAGGCGGUGGGGGAGGUGGAAAGUAUGGACCUGACCGAAAUGGGGAUAGAUCAAGCGGUCGGAAUAGGGAUUCUGGGAGUCGUGGAGGCUCAGGAAGUGACCGAUACGGUCGGGACCGCUCUGGACCUUACGAACGCCGGAGCUCUGGUGGUUACCGCUGAGGGUAUAAUGACUCUACAGUCACUGGUUAGGGGCUGCUGAGAGACGGGGCUGCUGCUGUGUCUUCAUUGGGGGACUGUUGAAGCAUCUGAAGCUAUCCUUGAUGGGUUGUCCUACUGGAUAUUGAUAUAGUUGAUCAGUGUCUGAAGUGCAAAAAUUGGAUAUGAGAUUCGACUGUUUGAUACUCCCGAUUUUGAUAUUUCGAUCAGAUUCUGGUCUUCUGCUGCUUGUGCACUGCAUCUUACUUUCCUUCAGCCAGAUUAUCGAUGAUCUUGAAUGGGGCAUUUUCCUGACAAAUGUUUGGCGGGGCUGCAGUUCGUUUUUAGUUAAUUCUGUCUUUAUCUUUUUGUUCAUCUCAUUCAGGAAAACAAAGGCGCUGUUCGUGUUCAUACAAAUCAGAGUUUUCGUUUCUUUCUUACA